AUGAGGCUCUGGCUCUUCCUUGUGCUGCUCGCCGGCAUUCUAUGUGCAAAUGCUGACGGACAAAUAAUACGCAGAACUGGACAAGCGAUAAGCAGGGCAGGACACUUCGUCCGGGACGCAGCGGGAGGAGCACGGGAUAUGUACAGAGCGUACCGGGACAUGCGUGAGGCUAAUUACAAAGGCGCCGACAAAUACUUCCAUGCCCGUGGGAAUUAUGAUGCUGCCCGGAGAGGACCUGGUGGUGCUUGGGCAGCGAGAGUGAUCAGCAACGCCCGGGAGAGCUGGCAGAGCCGCGUGAGCGGCAGAGGAGCCGAGGACACUCGCGCCGACCAGGAGGCGAAUCGCUGGGGCCGCAGAGGCGGCGACCCCAACCGCUACCGCCCCGCGGGACUGCCCAGAAAGUACUAG
Acanthisitta chloris (rifleman) is the source of this 408-nucleotide messenger RNA. Its product is annotated as serum amyloid A protein-like. The transcript has 3 exons. Bases 1 to 408 code for a protein of 135 amino acids. The record is from RefSeq and is a predicted model, not a curated record. Gene Ontology annotation, cellular component: extracellular region. Lineage: Eukaryota; Metazoa; Chordata; Aves; Passeriformes; Acanthisittidae.